Molecule: messenger RNA, 4340 nt
Organism: Linum trigynum
Lineage: Eukaryota; Viridiplantae; Streptophyta; Magnoliopsida; Malpighiales; Linaceae
Source: the annotation of a GenBank genome assembly
GCCAAAGGAAAGUAAAAUUUAUAAUAUAAAACCUAUAGGAAGGAAACCAAAUUGUAAUUGUAAAUGUAAAAGUUAAUUAAAAGAAAAAGAAUGGAACCAUUCUAUCUCACUCCAACGGAAAAGGAAAAGAAAUAACGGAACUUUGAAUCUGUUCCGUCCCCUCCACCUUCAGACUACAUUUAACCAUUAAAAACCCCGAAAUAAUUUUUGGACCAAUCCUUAGGUGCCAUGUGUGCUGGAAGCUGCUACGGGCUGCAACCCAGGUUGCUGCCAAGUAUCGCCCUAUUUGGUUAGCUAACAUUUCCUUAAGCAAAUUAUAUAUUGCAGAGAAAUAAUUAACUGCUAAUAAAAAUAUAAGAAAACGACAAUCAUGAUAGAAGAGGAUGGUGAAAAAUAGGUGUAAAGUGAAUUGCUAGUCACUGGUCAAAAGUUAGAGCCCCUCCACACAACCAUCGGAGAAUUCCUCGGCCAAAAAAAAUUCCUUCCUUUCGUCUCCCAAACUUCUCCUCCAGUCAAAAUUUAGCCUCAUCAUCUACAAACAAAACAAAGUAAAAAAUUAAAAGUAAAAAAAAAAGCCAAUCGCAAUAGAGAGAAGGGGGAUGAAAAAAGGUAAAUGAAAAGUAAAUGACCCCUUCUUCCUCUUCUUCUUCGUCCUCUUUUUUUUUUUUUUCCUCCUUCCUAUUCUAGGUAAACAGAGUAGUACUCUGAAUUUCUACCUUCUCUUUCCUUACCAAUGGAGCAACGCCUCCCUGAAAAUUUUGGGAGCUUCUCCAGAACCUGUAAUGGUGACAUCCCAGCUCUCUCCGUCCACGAUUCCCCUGUUACCACAUCCGGUGCCGCAGCUAUGGGCGAUUUCUCACCGUCACACUCCUUCGACUCCUUGGAUGAGGUUGACAAAUUCCUUGAAGUCCUUUCGCAAUCUCACGAAGCCAAGUCAGAUCCCCCGCCGGUCCCCGAUGCCGUCGAGUCUCUCUUCAAAACCGUCGAGUCAAUCAUCAGCAAUUAUGACAAAUCGAACUCCAAAUUUGGCCAGGACGAGAAAGAAGACGCGUCCCUUGUUGCACAUCUCAACCGUUUAUCAAAGGUGAUCAAAAUCCUUGGCGACUUCUCCACUGCUGAAUCCGACCUCGUCGCCACGUUCAACCGGGCUAGCACGAUCCAACACCUCGCUAUGUGCUUCCUCGAUAGUGAGUUUCGCACCGUUCUCAACUCCUUCAAGCGAUCAUCCUCGUUCGCCACUGGAAACUGUGUGCCUGACUCAGGCGCCGGUCCUCCUCCUCCAAUGUCAUCCAAACAGUCGUCCUUCUCACGGAAUUUCCACGAAUCAAACAACCAGAUAUCUGAUUCUGAAAACUCCACAGAGGAGGACGAUUUUCCGGGGUACCAACCGGAAGAGAUCUACAACAUGAGUAAAAUCGCCGCAGCGAUGAUCUCCUCUGGCUACCAAUCAGAAUGUUGUUUGGUAUACGGGUCUGUUCGGCGGAUAGCUCUCAACAACAAAUUAGAAAAACUGGGUCACGUUAAUCUCAGUGCCGAGGAAAUUAACAAGAUGGAUUGGGAGACCCUAGAGGGAGAAAUUGCUGCCGCAAUCGACGUCAUCCAUCGGUGCUCCUCCGUUCUCUUCUCCGUCGAGAGAAACCUCUGCAACGCAGUCUUCCAAAACCACCCUUCCAUCUACACAGAGAUCUUUAGUGACUUAGCUUCCAACGUAAUUGACCGAUUCUUCAAUUUCGCUAACGCGAUCACCCUUACCAAGUGCUCUGCCGAGAAGCUCUUCAAGUUCCUUGACAUCUACGAAACUCUACGAGAUCUCGGAUCAGAGAUCGAGAACCUCUCUCCCACAGUCAAAUCCGAGAUCUACGAUACCAUAAUUCGCUUAGGGCAAGCUGCCGUCUCCAUGUUUUGCGAUCUCGAAAACUCAAUCCGUCGUGAUGUCAGCCGAACUCCAGUCCCCAGCGGUGCAGUCCACCCUUUGACACGAUACACCAUGAAUUACCUCAAGUACGCAUGUGAGUAUAAAGAUACCCUCGAGCAAGUGUUUUUACAAAAGCAAAAAACCGAAGGAGAAAAUUGGGAUUCAUCAUCUUCCAAAUCUGACGACUCCGGGUCCAAAUCUGGAUCUGGAUCCGUCGGGGGAGCGAAUGAGGAUGGCACGCCUAAAACAUCCCCAUUUUCUAUUCAACUAAACACAGUUAUGGAUCUCCUUGAUGAAAAUUUGGAGAUGAAGUCGAAUUUGUACAAAGAUCCAGCAUUGAGGAACAUAUUUCUCAUGAAUAAUGGCAGGUACAUCUUACAAAAGAUUAAGAGUUCGACGGAGAUUCAUGACAUGAUGGGAGUGACGUGGUGUCGACGGCGGUCGUCUGAUCUGAGAAAAUACCAUAAAGGGUAUACUAGAGAGACUUGGGGCAGAGUUUUGCAAUGUUUAAGGCACGACGGGAUUCAGGUGAAUGGGAAAAUGGCAAAGGCGGUGGUUAAGGAGAGGUUCAAAAUGUUUAACAAUGCGAUCGAGGAUAUACACAAAACCCAAAGCACAUGGGUUGUGAGCGAUGAACAGAUGCAGUCGGAGUUGCGGGUGUCAGUGUCAGCAGUGGUUAUUCCGGCAUACAGAUCGUUCUUAGGAAGGUUUCAACAAUGCUUGACGCAUGGGAGGCAGACAGAAAAGUAUAUAAAGUAUCAGCCAGAGGAUAUUGAAAACUUGAUUGAAGGGUUGUUUGAUGGGAACCCGACCUCCAUGGCGAGGAAGAAGACAUGAACGAGGACGAGAAAAUGGAGCGGCGAGAUUGAGAAUACUUAUUAUUAAAGAUGAGUUAUGAAAAUGUAAAAUGUGAUGAUGAACAUAGGGUUGGCGCCAUUUUUCAGGAAGAAAAUAUGAGUGAUUUUUUUUAAUUUCUUUAAAUUUUUUAAUUGUGUAUUUUGUGGGUUUUGGUGUUUUGAAUGUGAUUAACUGACCCUGUGAUUGUAAGUAUUAGAAGAAGAAAACAAAAAAACAAGUUUUGUUGAGUAUAAUCAUGUACUAAUUUGACAUUAAUACUUUUUUUUAUUUUUCAUUUUUUCCUACCCCACUCUGUUGUACUUUUUAGUGUUUCAUUGCUAAUCCUUUUAUCUUUUCAUUGCGUUCCAAUUUGGCUCAUAAAAUUUCUAUUUUAUCCAGAAUAGUAGCAAAUUAAUUUCUAAAUAUGUUGUUCAUUGUCUAAAAUUUGCACUCGUGUGUUUGUAAAGAUAAUUUAGGAUGACAAAACAUGCUCAACACUUAAGAAGAAUUUACUAGUAGACAUGCUAGUCGUUCUAAAGCGGUAACUGGUAACAUGAUGAUGGUAAAUAAUGGUGCAUCUUUUACCUUACGACAUAAUCCCGAUGAUGCUUUACACUAACUGCAACCCACAUCUAAAAAUGGGUAUUUGAAAAUUUGUGUGGAAGUUUACCCCCCAACCCAUGAAAAAGUGGGUCUCGAAUAUGGGUAUUUGAGAUGAAAUGGGGAGGGGUUGGUAAAAUUUGAGAGGGAAAAGUGGAAACUCAACCUCCCUCCAGCCCCGCCGACCCUCCCGCGAUCAGAAACCUCCACCAGGUUGGAGGGUCGGGGCUGGCCGGGCAUCCAUUCGAUGGACAUGAAGACCCUGCCGGAAGAGGCGACGAUAGAGUGGGGGACAGAGGGAGGAUGCACAUUUGGACCUGGAGGAAGAGAGGAGAGAAGAGAAGUCGAUGGUGAGUCUUCCGCUGCUCAUCACAGAAUUUGAGGGUGAACGGAAAGUUGGAGGAUCCCGCCAGCUCUGGACGGCAGGAUGGAGGCGACGAGGAGAUUAGGGAUUUCAGAUGUGAUGAGUUUUUUUUUUUAUAUUCUUGUUUUAAAAAUUAAUAAAUGAUAAAGUAAAGAUCAUUAAGUUACAAAUAAAGUACAAUCAAACGGAUACCUUUUUGCCACAUCAUCGAGAUUUUUCCAACUCAACAAUUGAAUUGCCACGUCAGAUUCAACUGACGGUCAAUUGGAUGGAAAGUUAACGGUUUGGUAAUUAAUUUGUUUUGAUUGAAAAGGUUUGGCUAUUAUAUUGUAUUUACCCUAGUUGAUUAGCUUUAACAAAAGUUUGAUUGCUAGAUAAUUUGUAGACAAGUAAGGUUAUAUAGAUCGCCAGGUUGAUAUUUGAAAUACUUACUCUGUGCCACACCCGGUUAUAGGUUACACUUGGCCUAUAAUCGAGAUUGAGUUGUAGUGGUAUCUAGUCAAGUAUAGACAACACAUAUGAGCACCUAAUUUAGAUAAAAACUCAUACAUUAUGCUGGAUGAAAACCUGAAAGGGAAGACCUUUUCAUCCUUUGAUAAUUGCUAAGAAACUAAGAGUAUUCAC